Danaus chrysippus (African queen) is the source of this 522-nucleotide messenger RNA. Lineage: Eukaryota; Metazoa; Arthropoda; Insecta; Lepidoptera; Nymphalidae. The record is from the annotation of a GenBank genome assembly.
AUGUUCUCCAAAAUCGUAGCCCUUAGCGCUGUGCUGGCCGCUGCCAACGCCGGUUUCUUGAACCUGCACCAUGCGCCCGCUGUUUCAUCCCAGAGCAUCAUCCGCCACGACAGCCCAGUCCACUACGCUGCCCCAUUGGUUCACGCUGCACCAGUAGUACACGCUGCCCCCAUUGUCCACGCUGCUCCCAUCGUUCAUGCUGCACCAGUCCAUGUCGCUCAUGAAUACUCUCACCCUAAAUACGACUACUCGUACUCCGUCGCUGAUCCCCACACCGGUGACCACAAGUCCCAGCACGAGAGCCGCGACGGUGGUUCCGUACAUGGAAGCUACUCCCUGGUCGAGCCUGACGGUUCCGUACGCAAAGUAGAAUACACCGCUGACGACCACCACGGUUUCAACGCCGUUGUCCACAAGACCGCUGGACACCACCCUGCCCCUGUAGUCCACGCCCCUGUCUUACACGCUGCCCCUGUCCACGUCAUCGCUCCCCUGGCGCACGGACAUCAUGGCCACUACUAA